Molecule: messenger RNA, 822 nt
Organism: Ceutorhynchus assimilis (cabbage seed weevil)
Lineage: Eukaryota; Metazoa; Arthropoda; Insecta; Coleoptera; Curculionidae
Source: the annotation of a GenBank genome assembly
CCAAAAUAAACAAGAGUAAUUUUUAAUUUUUAAAUCAAAUAAUGGUGAAAAUGAAGUGUAUAUUAGUGUCCCUUGUGGUGUUUUUGAGUGUUUCAGUUGUCCAAGCACAAUUUGACGACAAAAGAUGCAAAUGCAUUUGUCCAAGCUUAUCAUCAGUCACCAACAAAACAGAAAAAACCCACACAGAAAGGCUGAUGCAAACAACCAACGAUCCACCAAACAAAUGUAACUGCGAGGUUGUAAUGUUACCCAGAGUUGCGGACAAACUAAACGUAAGCGAAAUGCGCGAAUUUUGUCCGAGAUGCGAGUGCAAAUACGAAAAUCGCAAGACCACAAUAAUCCGAUACGUCGUUAUCAUUGUAAUUUGGAUUAUAUCGAUUCUGGUAGUUUACAUGCUCUUUUUAAUCCUACUGGAUCCUUUAUUGAAUAAAAGAGUUAAGGGCAACUAUCAGGAACAUACAAAUGAGGAAGAAGAUGCUCAGCCUGGUCCGAUGUCUCACAACAUGAGUGCCAGAGGCAACGUAUUGAAUAGAGUGAGCAAUCAGCAAGAUAAGUGGAAGAGGCAAGUGAAGGAACAAAGACGCAACAUCUACGAUAGGCAUACAAUGCUAAAUUGAAUUUCUAUUUAUAGUAGUAGCAGGUUUUAAGGCAUUAUUUCUGUAAAUAUAUUUAGUUCAAGUCUUCAAACAACCUUAUAAUUAUUAUAAAACAUUCAUUAAAUUAUUUGAGGAGAUUACAAUAAAAUACUACUAAUAAUAUUAUUAAUUUGAUUUGCAGGAUGCCUCAUAUUCUCAGUUGAAAUUAAUCUCUUUUUUAAUAGUC